Molecule: messenger RNA, 1191 nt
Organism: Talaromyces rugulosus
Lineage: Eukaryota; Fungi; Ascomycota; Eurotiomycetes; Eurotiales; Trichocomaceae
Exons: 7
Coding region: 1-1191 (396 amino acids)
Cellular component (GO): cytoplasm
Molecular function (GO): electron-transferring-flavoprotein dehydrogenase activity; flavin adenine dinucleotide binding
Source: RefSeq, a predicted model, not a curated record
AUGGCGAGUUCAUUGAAGAAUGUCGUCGUCAUUGGCGGAUCUUAUGUUGGAAGAACGACGGCACAGGAGCUGGCACGGGUCAUACCCACAACACACCGGGUACUGCUACUUGAGCCUCAUAGUCACUUCAAUCAUCUUUUUACUUUUCCAAGAUUUUCAGUGAUCCCAGGACACGAACACAAAGCGUUUAUUCCAUAUUCUGGCUUAUUUUCAUCGGUGCCAAACAGCUCUUUACAUACCGUGGUGUCAGCGCGGGUGCUGUCUAUACAGGCUCAACAUGUGAAAAUCGACCGAGAAUGGCAAGGGUCGACCCAAAUUCCAUUCGAAUACCUUGCCAUUGCCACCGGAACCCGGCUUAAAGAACCCGCUGCAAUGCGAUAUGAUGAUAAAGCAUCAUCGGUUGUUUAUUUAAAAAAGCAUCAAGACAGCGUCAAACAAUCAAAGUCGAUCACCAUCGUUGGCGGUGGCGCGGUUGGCAUCCAGAUGGCCACGGAUUUGAAAGAAUUCUAUCCGGAGAAGGAGGUGACUUUAGUACACUCUCGAGCCCAUGUGAUGCCACACUUCCAUGAAAAAUUGCACGGAAUCAUCGCAAAGAGGUUUGAUGCCCUCGGUAUCCAGCUCAUUACCGGCUCUCGCGUGGUUGUCCCUCCGAAUGGGUUUCCCAGAGAUGGAGAGAGUGUUGAGGUCGAACUUACCAACGGCACAAAGCUCAAGACAGACUUUGUCAUCCUGGCGACCGGCCAAAGGCCAAAUAACAGUCUUGUCCAAGACCUAAGCUCAUCGCAGCCUGGAUCCCUGAUCAAUCCAGACAAUGGCUUCAUCAGAGUCAAGCCGACAAUGCAGCUUCUCGACGACAAGUACCCCAAUGUUUUCGCCGUCGGGGAUAUUGCCGACACUGGGGUGCAGAAAGCUGCCAGGCCCGGAUCAGCGCAGGCCGCCGUCGUGGCCAAGAACAUACAAUCCCUGAUUGAGGGGCAAGUGCCCGAGAACAAAUUCACCUGGGGUGCUUCGGGGAUUCAUCUCACUCUAGGACUGAAACAGCAUAUCAAAUUCCGCAACCCCAACCUGGCAGAAGGCCAAAGCGAGCCUGUUGUCAUAGAAGAAGACGAUGGCGAGGAAGACCUCGGAGUGGAGGGGAUGUGGUCGCGCAUGGGCGUUGAGGUAGAUGGGCCAAGUCGAUACCAUUUGUGA